Messenger RNA from Funneliformis geosporum, 257 nucleotides. NCBI's taxonomy places the organism in Eukaryota, Fungi, Glomeromycota, Glomeromycetes, Glomerales, Glomeraceae. The record is from the annotation of a GenBank genome assembly.
AUAUUAAUAAUGCUGCUUUAAUAUGUAAGGACAAUUUUCGCACUUUUUAUGGUUUUACUUAUGCAACACGGGCUCAAUUUGCAGCAGCACAAGAAAAAAUUAAUAUUAAUUUAGCUACUAUCUGGGAAUUAAGAUUGAUAAAAGGAGUUGGUGAACAAUUAGCAAAUAAUAUUUCUUUAGAGCGUAAAAGAAAACGCUUUGAUAAUGGUGAUGAUUUAUGUAUGCGCACAAAGUUUCCAAAAGAUGCUGUAUCAUUG